Rotaria sordida is the source of this 816-nucleotide messenger RNA. NCBI's taxonomy places the organism in Eukaryota, Metazoa, Rotifera, Eurotatoria, Philodinida, Philodinidae. The record is from the annotation of a GenBank genome assembly.
AUGAUCGAUCAAUAUUCAUUAAUAACGACUACACAAGAUUUAACGGAUCCACUUGUUAAUACAUUAGUUAGUUCCUGCAUGACACCACAACAAUAUACAUCUUCAUCGGAUUCUCUAGCGAUGAAAGUACAUCAUGCCCUGGUUUUGGAAGAUUUAAAAACAUUACCAAAUUUUUCAGGUGACGAAUCACAAUCAAUCAAUUUAUGGUUAGAAGAAAUUGAACGUAUAUACGAUAAAGCCUUCAUUACAGAUACUGAUAAAUGUUACCGCACAUUAAAAUUAUUAUCGAACAUUGACGAUAAAUGGUUAGAAUUUAUUCGUCGUCAAAAAUUAGAUUGGAAUGAAUUUAAACGAAAACGAAUUAGCCGAUUCGAAGGAAAGAAGAAUCCGUCACGUAUUGAAUUGGAAGAUGAUAUUCGAAAUCGACGUCAUCAUGAUAAUGAACUUAUGCGUCAGUAUUAUUCUGAUAUUAUGAGAAAAUGUGAUUUAUUAGAGGAAGAAUAUCCAGUUUCAGAUCGUCAUCGUAUUGAUUAUAUAAUUCGUGGUCUGCCGGAUAGUAUUCAAGAUCAAUUAUUAAUUAGAGAAUAUUCAACAUCAAAAGAAUUAUUAGAAGUAUUGCAAAAAACUGAAGAACGUCAGAAACGGACAAAUUUCGAACAACAUGUUAUAAGUAUAGAUGAGAAUGCUCCAUUACCAAUAGCAAGAGCAACACCAACAUUACAAACAACAUCUCUACGAACCAAUAACUUUCAACUAAAUACACCUUUUAUUCAACAAUUUGAUCGAUACAAUAAUAAUCAAUUUUAUAAUAAUUAA